AUGAUUGUGCUGCUGCUCGGCAAACUUGGAGUUGGAUGUGAUGUGCCCAUCCACCUUCAAGAGCACAACUACUUCAAGAGCAGGAGAACCUCUGCACGCCAUAGACCCACCCGCAAUUGUCCAUGCUGCAGGGACUCCGAGGUGCAGAAUUCCACCCCACUGCCCCAACGCUCUGUCACCACCUCCAGACUUCCCCGGAAGAGGAAGCGGAGCGCUGAACACCAUCCUUCCACACCUCCUGCUGAAGCCCCAGGGGAGUUGGACCCUGUCCAGAGGCCUCGGUCUCCAAUCUCACCUGCCAGCCUGCCACCAGUCUCCACUCUGCCACCCAGGCCUCAGUCCUCCACUGCUGAUACCCAGCCCACCUCCACUGCUGUACAUCCUAGCAGUCCUGUGAGGAUACACAACCACUCUGUAGAAGAUUAUCAGAAGCUCUAUCACGAAGUGGUUGAUGAUAUGCUCAGGUACAAGAGCGGCCGGCCUCGACCGUACAGUCUAGAGCUCGGACGUCGUAUCAAGCAGAAACUCUGGGAGAGACUGAAUCAUCCUAUGAUUUCAACGUUGGCCAACGAAGACGGACAGGCGCAUGUGGACAUGUCAUAUGGGGCUGGUGUCUAUGCUCCUCAUUAUGAUGUUGACACUUCUGGAGAACCAGAACCUGGACGGGCACCAACAAAGAGAGCUAAGAACUGA
Lates calcarifer (barramundi perch) is the source of this 693-nucleotide messenger RNA. RefSeq lists its product as uncharacterized. The record is from RefSeq and is a predicted model, not a curated record. Lineage: Eukaryota; Metazoa; Chordata; Actinopteri; Centropomidae. The coding region runs from base 1 to 693 and encodes 230 amino acids. The transcript has 4 exons.